Messenger RNA from Lathyrus oleraceus (garden pea), 1284 nucleotides. RefSeq lists its product as uncharacterized. Gene Ontology annotation, molecular function: nucleic acid binding. NCBI's taxonomy places the organism in Eukaryota, Viridiplantae, Streptophyta, Magnoliopsida, Fabales, Fabaceae. Gene Ontology annotation, biological process: DNA integration. Bases 1 to 1284 code for a protein of 427 amino acids. The transcript is spliced from 3 exons. The record is from RefSeq and is a predicted model, not a curated record.
AUGGCAACAUGGGAUGAACUUGAUAACAAAGAUGGAUCAGACAAAGAUGAGGGAGAAGCAAAUCUGGCUCUAAUGGCCAUCACACCCUCAAAGACAAAAUAUGAAUCAACCUUUGAUUCAAAUUCAGAUGGAGAAGAUGAGGUAUUUUCUAAUCUAUCCCAUUCUAAUUUUAUCUCUUUCAUUCAAGAGCCCAUGAGUCGUUGUCAAGAUAAAGCAAGAAUCACGAAGACAUUGAAAAAGGAAUAUGAUCUUCUGAAAGAAGAACUGAAAAUUUAUCAAAAUAAAGUUGAAUCUUUCGAGAAAGAUCACAUUACUCUAGUAAAUACAAUAUCUAAUAAAAACUUGAGUGAGCAUGAGAUAACUCUUCAAGACUUGAUCAUAACUCGUCUUGAAAGGACAAAACAUGCUUCCAUGAUAUAUUUAGUAAGUAAGAGUAAAGGAAAAUGUAUGGGUUACAAUGAGAAAUGUGCUAAUGUUAAAGCUCAACUUAUGAAAACCUCAUAUGCCUCUUUUUCAAGCAAUGCUCAAACAAGGCUGAAAACUUGUUUUGUGCCUGCUUCUAAAAAGGUAGUGAAGAAAUCAGAACCUAACAUUCAAAAGUUAAAGGUUUUGAAGAAUCCAGAACCUAAAAAUCCCAAGUCUAAGGUUCUAAAGAAAGUGGAAUCUAAUACCUAUGAAACGAAGACCCUUAGAAUAUCUUACAUCAAUUUAUUUGGUCAUGUUGGUACUGCUUCAAUCAAUAGGAAGAGGUAUAGAUUGGUCAUUGUUAAUAAUUACAACAGAUGGACUUAUGUUAAAUUCCUCAGAUCCAAAGAUGAAUCAUAUGAGGUAUUCAGCAUCUUCUGCACACAAGUUCAAUCUGAAAAGAAACUAAAAAUUCUAAAAGUCAGAAGUCAUCAUGGUGGUGAGUUUGAAAAUAGGCCUUUUAAGAAUUUUUGUGAUAAACAUGGAAUUAUACACAAGUUCUCUUCUCCUAGAACUCCACAGCAAAAUAGAGUUGUAGAAAGAAAGAACAAAUCAUUGCAAGAAAUGGCUAGAACCAUGAUCCAUGAGAAUCAUCUUCCAAAAUACUUGUGGGCAGAAGUUGUUAAUACUUCUUGUUAUGUUCAUAAUAGGAUCUAUAUCAGACCAAUUAUGAACAAAACAUCAUAUGAGUUGUUUAAAGGAAUAAAGCCAAGCAUAUCUUACUUUCAUCAGUUUGGAUGUACUUGUUACAUUAGGAACAAUAAAGUAUAUCUAAAGAAAUUUGAUGCUAAGGCUCAAAAGGGUAUCUUUUUAGGAUAG